GAAGUGUCAGUCCGAAGCCCAGUUGCCUGCUGGUUUAGUGCUAUGCUCUGUUGCUUUGGUGGGUCAGUUUUGUCUUCACUGAUGCUUGCAGAGCCUCCAGUAGCCUUUCUGGCAAAGGACACAAACAUCCUGCUGGCAUCUUCAGUCUGGUAUCUUGUGUUUUACUGCCCACAAGACCUAUUCUGCCGGUGCUUUGCCUUUCUGCCUCUUCGCCUUCUGGUUGCAGGAAUGAAAGAAGUGACUCGGACUUGGAAGAUAACAGCUGGGGUUGCACAUGCACACGGACACUUCAAAGAUGCCUGGCUUGUCAUGGUAGCUGUGGGCUGGGCCAGAGGAGCUGGUGGUGGCCUAAUUUCCAACUUUGAGCAGCUGGUGAGAGGAUUGUGGAAACCUGAAACCAAUGAACUACUGAAGAUGUCCUACCCUGUAAAGGUCACUUUGAUAGGAGCAGUCCUUUUUACCCUGCAACACAGCCAGUACUUGCCAAUAGCAAGACACAACCUCGUGUUUUUAUACACCAUCUUUCUUGUCGUCACCAAGGCAGCAAUGAUGUUGACAAGAUCUGCAACUUCUCCAUUUGCUCCCUUUGAAGCUGCAUUAGGCCGUAUGUUCUUUGGCUUGCAAAAGACAACAUCCAAAGUGAGGGGUGAAGGUGCUGCGUCUUCCAAUGGCUCUUCAGUCUGCAACCGGUCUUCUUCUGAACAGCACCGUGAUGGUGUUAAGAAAAGACAGGCGAAGAAGACAGAAUAA
Molecule: messenger RNA, 750 nt
Organism: Mesitornis unicolor (brown roatelo)
Lineage: Eukaryota; Metazoa; Chordata; Aves; Mesitornithiformes; Mesitornithidae
Gene: TMEM38B
Product: transmembrane protein 38B
Exons: 5
Coding region: 43-750 (235 amino acids)
Biological process (GO): potassium ion transmembrane transport
Cellular component (GO): membrane
Molecular function (GO): identical protein binding; potassium channel activity
Source: RefSeq, a predicted model, not a curated record